This is a messenger RNA of Gallus gallus (chicken), 1241 nucleotides long. RefSeq names its product purinergic receptor P2Y13 (gene P2RY13). Gene Ontology annotation, biological process: G protein-coupled receptor signaling pathway; negative regulation of adenylate cyclase activity. Gene Ontology annotation, cellular component: membrane. Gene Ontology annotation, molecular function: G protein-coupled purinergic nucleotide receptor activity. The record is from RefSeq and is a predicted model, not a curated record. Lineage: Eukaryota; Metazoa; Chordata; Aves; Galliformes; Phasianidae. The coding region runs from base 86 to 1117 and encodes 343 amino acids. The transcript is spliced from 2 exons.
GCAGAGGAACAGCAGAUGGACUGGAGAUAACCAGAGACCCUCCGUGAAACAGCUGCUGCCAGCUGUGCUCAGUCUGUUUUGAAAAAUGGGAGACUUUGCAAACGAGAGCACCAGCAGUAACUCCAGCGGAGCGCCCACCUCCGCGCCGUGCCAGCGCGACACCGCCGUGACCCACGUGCUCUUCCCAGUGCUCUACACGCUUGUCUUCCUGCUGGGACUCACGCUGAACAGCCUGGCUAUCUGGGCUUUCUUCCAUAUUCCAAGCACAUCGACUUUUGUGGUCUACCUGAAAAAUACCUUAGUAUCUGAUUUUAUAAUGACUCUGAUGCUUCCUCUGAAAAUCCUCACAGACUCUGGCCUGGGACCGUGGCAGCUGAAGGCCUUUGUCUGUCGCUUUUCAGCUGUAAUAUUUUAUGACACCAUGUAUAUUAGCAUAGUGCUCCUCGGUCUCAUUGCUUUUGAUAGGUUUCUCAAGAUCGUGAGACCUUUCGGGAAGUUCUGGGUGCAACAACUGAGCUCAGCAAAGAUCCUUGUGGGUCUGGUCUGGCUCUUCUUCCUGGCUCUCUCUGUGCCAAACAUGAUCUUAUCGAACAAGAAAGCAACACCGCAGUCGGUGAAGAAGUGUGCCUUGCUGAAGAGCUACCUUGGACUCAAAUGGCACGAAGCUGUCAAUUACAUCUGCCAGUUUGUCUUCUGGACCGUUCUCAUUCUUAUGCUUCUAUUUUAUGUAAUUAUUGCCAAAAAGGUGUAUGAGUCUUACUUAAAAACACAAAAGAAAGAAAGCAAAAAGAAACCAAGGGUCAAGGGGAAAGUAUUCAUCAUUUUCACCGUGUUCUUCUUCUGCUUUGCCCCCUUCCAUUUCAGCAGGGUUCCCUACACCCUGAGUCAAACGACAACCCGGAUGGACUGCCGCCUGCAGAACCAGCUUUUUGUCGCCAAGGAGAGCACUCUUUGGCUGGCUGCCACGAACACCUGCAUGGAUCCUUUGAUAUACAUUUUCUUGUGCAAACCAUUCCUAGAGAAGAUACUAUGCGGGAAAGUAAGCACGCUUCAGAGAACAGCUCACGUGAACCCGAGAACCGAACUGGACACAGGAACCUUGGCCAUCGAAUCUUGAUUCUGCAGCUUCAUGCUCUGGAGUCUUUGCAAACCCAUAGAGAAAUUAAGAAAUUUGUUUGACUGCUGCUGUGAAAGCUGAAGGAUGGUGGUGCUGUAAUACUUAAUAAAAAGGGCAGGCUGGA